Messenger RNA from Torulaspora delbrueckii, 1287 nucleotides. RefSeq names its product GPI-anchor transamidase GPI18 (gene GPI18). The record is from RefSeq and is a predicted model, not a curated record. Gene Ontology annotation, cellular component: endoplasmic reticulum membrane; mannosyltransferase complex. The coding region runs from base 1 to 1287 and encodes 428 amino acids. Gene Ontology annotation, molecular function: GPI mannosyltransferase activity; alpha-1,6-mannosyltransferase activity. The transcript has a single exon. NCBI's taxonomy places the organism in Eukaryota, Fungi, Ascomycota, Saccharomycetes, Saccharomycetales, Saccharomycetaceae. Gene Ontology annotation, biological process: GPI anchor biosynthetic process.
AUGAUCGUAAGGACCUCCUUGGUUUUUGUGGUUUCUCGCUUAGUGCUGUAUGGACUGAUCUUCUUGGCACCGGAAGGUCAAUUUGACACAUCCACUGAACUAACAUUGAACAGAUUAGUGGCUGAUGGAAGUGAAGAUUAUUGGAAUCGUCAUCUUUGGAACAAACUGCUCUCGUGGGAUGCCGUAUUCUUUAUCAAGGGUAUGACAUCGGAGGAUGGCAUCCCAGAGUUUGAACAUGAAUACGCGUUCUCUCCAUUGUGGAUCAGAUUUGUUAGACUUUGUGCGGGAAAUAAUGAACUUUAUGACGUGCUGAAAGUUGGUGUGCUGUUGGAGAACGUCUUGUUUUUCCUUUCUAGCAUCGUUCUUUAUUAUUUGACCAGAAGACUCUUUUCACAGAGUAAUAGGGAAUCCUUCUACGCUAAGAGAUUAGCUGGAAUAUCGACGGAUUUAUUUAUAUUCACUAGUGCUUCAGGGUUUCUCACUGGGAUUUAUUCCGAACCGCUUUCCUUUGCAUUGGCAUUCUCCGGUAUGCUCUGCCGUGAGUUGUCCGUUGAGGUUACAAUCCCAAGUGGGCUCGAUUGUAUGUGGUCCAAGUGGCCACUUUAUAUUUUGUCCUCAAUGUGCUUCAGUUUUGCGACACUGAAUAGACCAAAUUGCGUUCUGCUGGGUAUUUAUUACAUUUUUGAUUUACUACAGUUGGCGAAAGACAAAAAAGUCUUAAAGGCAGUUGCAUUCCCACUACUGGCUGGAGUUUUCCUGUUCAUCUGUUGUGUUUAUCAGCAUUAUAUCUUGCCUUUUGAUACUUUUUGCCCGCAGAGAGGCGGUUGGUGUGAAACGCAGUUAUCUGCUAGCCUUCCAUUCACAUCUGUGAAUUUUUACAAUCACAUACAAGAUCAUUAUUGGAAUGUUGGGUUUUUGAAAUAUUGGGCAAUUAAUAACAUCCCAAAUUUUCUGCUUGCCAUGCCAAAUAUCGUGGUUCUUCUCUACUCAACGAUAUAUUUCUCGAAGAUUUAUCCCCACUAUAGAUUGAAACCGCUUAUCAUUAUUACACAGGCCUUAUUAAUCAUGCUAAUCUUCUUUGCACAUGUCCAGAUCAUAAAUAGAGUUUCGUCAUUCAUCCCUCUUCACCUCUGGUACAUGGCUGAUAGAAUAUUGAAGACAUCAUACAAACAAGAUGAUACGCGUCCUAUAGGUGAUGACAAAAUUGUCAAAGCAUAUAUCUACUGGUUAGCAUUGUGGAUUCCUUUGCAGACAGUGCUGUUUGCAUGUUUUUUACCUCCAGCAUAA